AUGUAUCUCAAGCUUAUCAGGCAUGGUCAACAUCUUGUGCUUAUUCUUUAUCUCGCGAAAAAAGCCACACACAAUAAGGUUGAGAGAAAGGUUAGCCUGAAGAGACUGUUCAGUACUCUUAGCAAUGCCUGCACAGAAACCAUAAAGGACGAGGGAAUCCAGCAGCUGAUCGGCAUGCAUGCUGUAAAUGUGCUGCGAGGUAACUCCUGCAUGUACACCGAUGAAGACGACCAAAUUGUUCAUAAUCUUGUGCUGCUCGCGGAUCUCGUUAAUAUGCUCUUGGGAGUAGAAGCCAUUGUCGAGGUGGAUUCAUUUUGCAAGAGGAGCAAGUGGUCUGAAGCCAACAUUCUGGUUGCAUUCGAGAACAGAACAUGGAACAGCAUCAUUGUUCUUGAUCUCACAAUCACAAAGCAGAAAGAUCAUGAAUUGAGAAGUCAUGCAUUUGUCGCCAGUGACGCCCAUGAGUAG
Pyrenophora tritici-repentis Pt-1C-BFP is the source of this 468-nucleotide messenger RNA. RefSeq lists its product as uncharacterized. NCBI's taxonomy places the organism in Eukaryota, Fungi, Ascomycota, Dothideomycetes, Pleosporales, Pleosporaceae. The record is from RefSeq and is a predicted model, not a curated record.